AUGGACAUUUAUGAACAUUUACGAACCAACUGUGAUAAAUUGCUGGAAGCCUACCAUGCCAAUUUGCAGGAUGUAGAAAAGCUUCAAGAGACGUUGAUUAACGACAUACUUCCAUCCGUCACAGACGAAUUGGAACUCGCCCCGGAUGCCACGGAUUGGGCCAAGGAAUGGCUUCUAGAUACUGCCUCCAUGUUCCGCAUUGCACGAAGAAAUAAAUUCAUUAAAUCAUUUACAAUGGAAGCCAUUCGGAAGAAUCUCAUCUGGAGACUGCAAAAUCUCUGGGCACCCAGUCCACCAGUACCAAUGCCCAAUGUGCAUUGUCUUCCACCCGAGGUGGUCGAUCCUUUCGGGCGUCCCAUAAUCAUCAUUGAAACCGUUCCAAUGACGCUGGAGCCCGAGGUGGUCAAAAUUGGGAUACUCCAGUUCUUCGAAACCUUGCGGCAACAUCUCGCCGAGCGUUUCCACCAGUGCAAACAAGGGGAUACGCCUCCACUGCAGUGUAUGGUCUUAGUGGACCUACGUGCACUCAGCUUUCAGCGAAGUGCGAUUGAUAUCGUCAGCUGGGCAGUUCGUGAAGUAAUUCCACGGUAUCCUGGGAUGCUGGCUGGAGUCUUCAUGCUCAAUUACUCUUGGACGCAUUCUAGCUUAUGGAGCAUUGUCAAGAGGAUACUACCUGAAUCAGCCUUGUCCCGGGUCUUCUUCCCCUCCCAGAAGGAGGUCAUUGGCUACUUCUCCUCUUCUCGCCUGCCUCAAGAUUACGGUGGUGAUUUGCCUCCUUUGGCUCAGCUAUACGACCCGCUCCUCCCGUCCGACAGAGACGACGCGUCAAUCACCUCGGAAACAACCUACACGACAGAUAUACCCCAGACGACAGUCGUCGAGGAAUCCACAUCUCCGUCUUUGCCAUGGAUUUCACCGACGUCUCUUCUCAACCCCUUUUUCGGAUACCCUGUUUCAACUACACCAGAUCGGCGGUUACCUUCACUGCAGCACGGUCGUCGUCGCAAACGUGACCUCUUCAAGACGCUUGCACUCCUUUUCUGGUCUCGUUGGCACUCCUACAUCAUAUUGACCUGCUGCAUUUCGGUGCUAUGCCUUCUUCUGCGAAAACACUUACGUCCCUCAAUACCCCGUCUGCUACAGGUGAUAAAAGAUGUUCGUAAAGCAAUAGGACGCUGA
Molecule: messenger RNA, 1179 nt
Organism: Coprinopsis cinerea okayama7#130
Lineage: Eukaryota; Fungi; Basidiomycota; Agaricomycetes; Agaricales; Psathyrellaceae
Exons: 7
Coding region: 1-1179 (392 amino acids)
Source: RefSeq, a predicted model, not a curated record